GCAGGACCUUUACCCAGGUCUCCUUCCUCGUCUCCAAGCCAAGGCUCGAGCAGUACCAAGAUGGUGGCUACCAGUGUCCUCAUCGUCUCUCUGUUUACUCUCGCCCUUGGCAACCCGCUGAACCGUCGUAGCAUGCAAUUGCAUGAGACGCGGCCAAGCGCACCAGAGGGUUUCGUCAAGGCAGGGUCUGCCUCUCCUGAUACUACACUUCGCUUGCGUAUCGCUCUCGCUCAGAGCGACCCUGCUGGUCUCACCGACGCGCUGAUGGAUGUUAGUACGCCUGACAGCGCGAACUACGGGGCACAUCUCACCAAGGAGGAGGUUGACAAGUUCGUUGCUCCAAAGCCUGAGACGGUCGAUGCAGUGAACGCAUGGCUUGCUGAGAAUGGUCUGACUGCGACCAAACUUACGUCCGCUGGUGACUGGCUCAGCUUCGAGGUUCCCGUGAGCAAGGCCAGCGAACUUCUUGAUGCCGACUUCUCGGUCUUCAAGCACGAAGAGACUGGGAGCGAGACCGUUCGAACUCUCGCCUACUCGAUUCCCGCAGACCUCAAGGAUCACGUCGAGCUAAUCCAUCCGACCAUCUCUUUCCCGAACCCCUUCUCUCAAGUUCCCGUGUUCUCUUCACCCAUCAAGGUCGACACUUCGAAGACCAAUCUCUCCUCGGACGCAGUUCCCGCUUCGUGUGCAUCUGUCAUUACUCCCGCGUGUCUGCAAGCACUCUAUAGCAUUCCCACCACUCGGGCAACCCAGAGUUCUAAUGUCCUUGCUGUCAGUGGUUUCAUUGAGCAGUUUGCUAAUCAAGCCGAUUUGACGCAAUUUCUCACCGCGCUCCGGCCUGAUCUCAGCCCCUCGACAACUUUCACCCUGCAAACCCUCGAUGGCGGCACGAACUCACAGACUCGCAGUCAAGCCGGUAUCGAAGCUGACCUCGACAUCCAGUACACCAUCGGCGUUGCCACUGGCGUGCCGACUGUUUUCAUCUCUGUCGGUGAACGAUUCCAGGAUGGUGGACUUGAGGGUUUCCUUGACAUCAUCAACUUCCUCAACGGCGAGUCGAACCCACCACAUGUGUUGACCACCAGUUAUGGUCAGAAUGAGAACACCAUUUCGUCUACUCUUGCGAACCGCCUUUGCACAGCGUACCAGCAAUUGGGUGCUCGUGGCACUUCUAUCCUUUUUGCUUCGGGCGAUGGCGGUGUUGCAGGCUCGCAAACUACUCGAUGCACAACUUUCCUGCCGACUUUCCCUUCAGGGUGCCCAUUCAUGACCUCUGUUGGAGCUACCACUAGCGUGCCCGAGACUUCUGCAUCAUUCUCAUCCGGCGGUUUCUCCAACGUCUUCGCUCAGCCCAGCUAUCAGUCCUCCGCCGUCUCAGCUUACCUGACCCGUCUUGGCAAUACCAACGCAGGCAAAUUCACCCCCACUGGUCGUGCCUUCCCCGAUGUGGCUGCCGUGGGAGACAACGUUGAGAUCGUCUUCCAAGGUCAAGCAGGACUAGUUGCCGGGACCAGUUGCUCCAGCCCCAUCUUCGCCAGUAUCAUAUCCUUGAUCAACGACAGACUCAUCGCCGCUGGAAAGUCGCCUCUCGGCUUCCUAAACCCAUUCUUGUAUGCCAAUCCGGGUGCCUUCAACGACAUUACGACCGGAAGCAACCCCGGAUGCAACACCAAUGGUUUUCCUGCAACGACGGGCUGGGACCCCGUGACUGGUCUUGGUACUCCCAACUUCCCGAGCUUGUUGGCUGCGGCGGGAUUGUAAUUCCGUUGUUGGAUGAUCGUACUUGAAUGACAUAUAUCAAUUCAUACGCAAAUGUAUUUGAUACUCAAUACUAUGGGCUAAACGUGUCUUCCGAGUCUUCUGUCAAAACUGUCAAACAACCGCGUCCUGGACCUAUUUGCACUCUGUGCGUUCCACUCCAACGAAGUGAUUACCAAACGAGCGGGUGCCAGAAACCGAAAUUUGUCUCCACAUACUGCUCAUUCAUUAUCUGCUUUCUUCCUCAAGCAAGUAUAACAUGGCUAUCGACCUCUCGAGUUCCGACAGGACGACGAGAUUCAGACUUCCCUCAGCAACUGACUUGUCUAUAGCUACUUUCAGCACAACGACCAGGCCGACGAGUUGGUUUCUAAAACCACCUUCAGCAAUCAUCGAUAUGCGCUUAUUGCUACUGUCUGGACCGUACGUGUCAAAGCCCUUCAACUCAACUACGCCACUGCGCAUACUAAUAUCAAGCAAGCAAUUCAUCGGGUAUCACCGGUGACACCUGCAUCUAGGUUCUACCAGGCUAUUCGCAAACUCCCCCUUAUUGUGAUGCUUUUAAUGGGCAAUAUUUCAGAAUGAAGUCUCUUCUGACAUCAUAUACUCAGGAUGGUCCUGAUUGGGUAUUUUGAGAUUGUGGUUUGCAGUCAUGAUUUCAGAAUACAUCGUCAAUGCAUAUAGCACAGUUCAAGACCAACACUGCAUACUGUCAGAAUAUCAUCAAGGUGACCGGAAUCAGAUGUCUCUCUCUUUCUUACUCUUGCAUUCUGCUACAUGAUAUCUGUGUCAAGCUUUGUCUUGAGUCCAAGAAUGCUGAGUGCAUCAUUGGCAAGACCAUCUGUUGUUAUGUUAUUGAGGGUCACAUCAUUCAUGAAAAAGGUUGAACAGAGGAAAGAACUUGCAAAGGAAGUUACAGAAGUGGUGAUGAUUUUCACAGCAAUAAGUCUGAGCUUAGAGG
Messenger RNA from Somion occarium, 2719 nucleotides. Lineage: Eukaryota; Fungi; Basidiomycota; Agaricomycetes; Polyporales; Cerrenaceae. The record is from the annotation of a GenBank genome assembly.